CUGGCAUCGUCGUCAAUGCCUGGCGCUGUGGGUGAAAUCGCAUACGUGAUGCACGCCGCCAGCGUGUUCGCGACCGACGCCGACGGCGUCUUCAUCACUGUCUUCAUCUGGGUGCUGUUCUCCUGCAUCCUUGUCGACACCUUUUGCGGUGACUGCGGCGUCUGGUACGCAGAGGCCUUCAACUUGGCGCAGUCCUUCUCUGGCCAGGUUGUCUUCUACUGCGGCUACUUCGGCCUUGUGCACGGGGUGGCCUUCACCUGGGAGCUGAGCUUCUGCAUCCAGAUGCGGUUCGCCAUGUUGGGCGACAUCUUCAACGGGUAUUGUUUCACGCGGUACAUGGUGGCCUUCACCUGGGAGCCGCGCUUCUUCUUCCUCCCGUCCGACUCCUGGUGUCCCAGCUGCGGCGUGCUGCAUGGGGCGGACAGCCAGCUGGUGUAUUGG
Prorocentrum cordatum is the source of this 441-nucleotide messenger RNA. Lineage: Eukaryota; Dinophyceae; Prorocentrales; Prorocentraceae. The record is from the annotation of a GenBank genome assembly.